Molecule: messenger RNA, 3477 nt
Organism: Morchella sextelata
Lineage: Eukaryota; Fungi; Ascomycota; Pezizomycetes; Pezizales; Morchellaceae
Exons: 1
Coding region: 1-3477 (1158 amino acids)
Molecular function (GO): protein binding
Source: RefSeq, a predicted model, not a curated record
AUGUCCAGUACACUACCAACAGACCCCUCAGAGCUCAUCAAACAUUUCCAAGAGCUCUCCAAAACCCUCGACGACCAAUACGACACCACCCACGACCUCACAGACCUACACGAAUCACUAGCAGCCCUCCAAUCGGCACUCUCCGCCCUCCCCCCCGACGACACUGACGAUGCCCGCCGCGCCGACCUCGUCGGAGGCCUCUACAAGGGUCUAAAUAGAUGCUACAAGCACACCGGCGCAAUCGAAUACCUUGAUGGUGCCACCCAGUAUGCCAAAGAGGCCAUCGAGCUAACGCAAGACACCCCAACGCAGGUACAGCAUCUGGCCAACACGGCAGUAUUUAUGAGCAUGAAGCACGUAAGGACGGGCCUGCUGGCGGAUAUCGAGGAGGCGAUAACGUACUGCGAGAUUGCGCUCGCCGUCAUGUCGGAGCUCGAGGGGGAGCCGGAUGUCGAGGAGCGGGCGAGCACGUGCUCGAAGGCGUGUGUGUUUUUUGAGCGCAAGUAUAAGCAGACGGCGGACAUUGAGGACUUGCAGAUGGCGGUGCACUACGGGCGGGAGGCGGUCGAGUACUCGGGGAGGGCGAGCGCGCUCCAUAGGAGUGGGAGGGUCAAUAAUCUGGCGAAGCAUCUGUGGGCGAGGUAUCAGCUCUUGGGGGAUAUCGAUGAUCUGAGGAAGGCGGCGGUGUGCUGGGAGGAGGUGACGGAGACGAUGCCGCAGGACGGUCCGGACUGGAGUCAUCUGGUGGCAAAUGUGGUCAACUUUUUGAGAGAGGUGUAUAAGGAGUCGAAAGAUGUGGGCGACUUUAGGAGGAUGGUGGCGUUCUUUAGGAGGCGGGUGGAGGCGACGCCGCGGCUUCAUCCGGGGAGGGGGGAGGCGCUGGUGGGAUUGUGUCGGCUCUUGAUUGACGAUUAUAUGCAGACGGGGGAUUUGAAGGCGGUUGGUGAGGCCAUAAAGCAUGCGAGGGAAGUGCUGGAAUUGACGCCUCCCGGCCACCCAAACCGAGCUGGGGCCUUGACGGAUCUGGCGAGCUACCUGGCAAGGGAGUAUCAAGAUACUGGGGAUCUGGAGACUCUCGACAAUGCUAUUCAUUAUAACGAGGAAGCGGUAGCGCUGAAUGACCCCACUGUCAAUAGAGUCGAUCACCUGUCAAUGAUAUCUCUCAGCCUGGGUUCGAGAUACGAACGCAAGGGCGACCUGGAUGACCUCCGACGGUCGAUACUGUACGCCAAAGAAGGAAUCACAGUGGCACAUCGAUGGGGGGACGAGGAAGUACGAGUCCCGAUUUUUCAUAACCUGGCCAGGCUUCAGUACAUGAUGUUCAAGCGGGCCGCCACGCAAGAGAAUCUCGAGGAAAUGAUAAUAUGCGCCGAAGCAGCGGUGGAACAAACCCCGCCGAUGGAACCUAGAAGCUACAUCCCGCUAUCCAAUCUGGCGGGGUGCCUGGAGGCGAAAUACUACUAUACAAGAGAUCGGGCGGACCUCGUGAGGGCCACAGAGAUUAUGGAAGAGCUUUUGGAGGUGGCGCUGCCGGGAGAUACGACACGGCACAAGUUUAUGUCGAAUCUGGCCGCCUUCCUCACGCAGAAGAAUUUGGGGGAGGAGAAAAGGGAUGAGUUGGAAAUGAAAAAAGCCCUUUACUACGCUGAAGAAGCGCUCUCAGUAGUGCCAAAGGACCACACUGAUCGCGCAGGCUUUUUGGUUAAUUUGGGCUUGAUUCGCACGGAAGUUUUUGAUGGAGCCGAUAAUGAUACUGUACAGCUGUUUAUUGAGGCCUGGGAAUGCCAUCAUUCGGCUCCCUUGGCUCGUAUCAAUGGAGCACGAUACGCCGCUGGGGCUCUCGUCCAAGUUGGUAGAUGGGAAGAAUCAAGCCAGAUGCUCGAGGACGCCAUCCGGAUGCUUCCCAAAGUGAGUACACGGUCGCUCGAGGGGCAAGAUAAGCAGCAAAUGCUAUUGAAAAUAAGCGGGCUCCCCGCAACAGCCGCCUGUGUGGCUCUUCAGGCUGGGAAAUCUGCAUAUCACGCCCUUGGCCUGUUGGAGCUCAGUCGUGGAAUCAUCAUAGGGUCUACCAUCGACUAUCGAGGCGAUAUAUCGGAUCUCAAAGAGAGACACCCCGAGAAAUUCCAGAAAUUGGAAGAUCUUAGAACUGAAAUCGACACCCCGCUGCCAGAUAGUUACGAUAGCCAUACUGCCGACUCCCGCUCGUUUCAAACGGAGGAGGCAUAUCUGCAAGCUCGAAGCCGCGCCUUCAAGAGACGAGAAGAAGCGCUUCAAGAGAUGGAGGAAAUAUUAAAGGAGAUCCGAAAGCUUCCUGGCUGUGAAGGAUUCCAGCUUGCGCCUUCUGAAGAGGAGUUGAAAUCUUGGGCAAAGGAUGGCCCGGUGGUCACUUUUGUCAGCUCCAGCUAUCGGAGCGAUGCAAUCAUCCUCACAAGCUCUUCAAUUACCGCAUUACCGCUUCCAGACCUGAAUUUUGAUGAUAUUCAAGAUCGACUAAGCGUCAUCUUUGAAACCCCAGCAAAGAAGUCGAAGAAGAAGAAAUCGCCUGCAGCUGAAAUGCGUGAGUAUGCCGAACGCAAUCAGAAGAUGCGGGAAAUGCUCCUGUGGCUGUGGAAUGCUGCUGUGAAGCCUGUUCUCCAGCAUCUAGAGAUCAUAGACGAGCAUGGUAACUCUAAAGUUGACAAGCCGCCUCACGUCUGGUGGAUUGGUACUGGCAGGCUGAACAUAGCGCCAUUCCAUGCAGCUGGAGACCACUCCCGAGGCUCGACUGAGAAUGCGUUAAGCCAUGUAAUCUCUUCAUACACGCCGACUAUAAAGGCGCUUUCAUACGCCCGGGGGAAGAAGCUCAGCAUAUUCAGCAAGCCGGACCCCCGCCUCCUUCUCGUCAGCAUGACCAAAACACCCGGCGGAGGUGCCCUUCCGGACGUCGGAAAGGAGGUCGAAGGCAUCAUGGACAUCACAAAGGGCCUAGUCUCCAAGCAUCUAGAGCACCCCAGCGCCGACGACGUGCUCAAGCAAUUCGGCUCCUUCGAGGUAAUGCACUUUGCCUGCCACGGCGUGUCCAACGCCUACGACCCCUCGGAGAGCCACCUCAUGCUCCAAAAGGACAGCAACACAGCCGACAGCCUCACCGUGGCCGCCAUCUCGCGCAAGAACGCAAAGACGGCGCAGAUUGCGUAUCUCUCGGCAUGCUCGACCGCGAACAAUGCGGCGACGCAGCUGGCCGACGAGAUUAUACAUAUUGCGAGCGGGUUUCAGCUGGCGGGGUUUAACCAUGUGCUGGCGACGAUGUGGCCGGCCGAGUCGGCGGUGUGUACGGAGAUUGCGGUGGCCUUUUAUAAGGCCCUGUUUGAUGGGAAGGGGAGUGAGGAGGGGCAUUUGAAGGUUAGUAGGGCGCUGAGGGAUGCGGUGCUGGAGGCGAGGGGGAAGAAUCCGUUGUUGCCGAGGAAGUGGGCGCCGUUUAUACAUUUGGGGGCUUGA